Bombyx mori (domestic silkworm) is the source of this 4072-nucleotide messenger RNA. Its product is annotated as zinc finger protein 235. Gene Ontology annotation, cellular component: nucleus. Gene Ontology annotation, molecular function: RNA polymerase II cis-regulatory region sequence-specific DNA binding; DNA-binding transcription factor activity, RNA polymerase II-specific. Gene Ontology annotation, biological process: regulation of transcription by RNA polymerase II. The coding region runs from base 160 to 1251 and encodes 363 amino acids. NCBI's taxonomy places the organism in Eukaryota, Metazoa, Arthropoda, Insecta, Lepidoptera, Bombycidae. The transcript has a single exon. The record is from RefSeq and is a predicted model, not a curated record.
AAAAAAAUGUACAGUUUUUAACUGUAAAUAAAAUAAGAGCCAAAUUACAAAAGAUACAUGUUUUUGUAUGUCCGGUCUGUUUCUAAUUUUUGUUCUUUAAAAAACAGAACUUGAGACAUUCUCGUGUGUAACAUUUCAAUCGAGUUAAGGUUUUUUUAAAUGUUUUAUUUAAAAACAAAAAUGCAGGCAACCAUGAAACCUUAUGUUUGUAAAGUCUGUAAAAAAUGUUUUGUAUUUAAAGAGAACUUUAAAACGCACAUGAGAAUGCAUCCUUCUGAAAAACGUCAUGUUUGUGAAGUGUGCGAAAAACGCUUUACACAAAUUUGUGAAUUAAAACUACACAUUAGAGUACAUACUGCGGAAAAACCUUACAUUUGUGAAGUAUGUAGAAAAGGUUUUUCCCAAAUUAAUAGUUUAAAAUCUCAUAUAAGAAUACAUACUGGAGAAAAACUGUACAUUUGUGAAGUGUGUAGAAAAGGUUUUACCCAAAUUCAUCAUUUAAAAUCUCAUUUAAGAAUACACACUGGAGAAAAACCGUACAUUUGUGAAGUGUGUCAGAAGUGCUAUGCACGAAAUUAUAUGUUGGAAAUACACAAAAGAAGUCAUACUGCAGAGAAACCUUAUGUUUGUGAAGUUUGUAAAAAAAUAUUUGUGUUUAAAGAGAACUUUAAAACGCACAUGAAAAUGCAUCCUCCUGAAAAAUGUUAUGUUUGUGAAGUGUGCAAAAAACGCUUUUCACGAAUUGAAGUAUUAAAAACACACAUUAGAAUACAUACUGCGGAAAAACCAUACGUUUGUGAAGUAUGUAGAAAAGGUUUUUCCCAAAUUGGUCAUUUAAAAUCACAUCUAAGAAUACACACUGGAGAGAAACCUUAUGCUUGUGAAAUAUGUGAAAAACGUUUUGCACAUAAUAGUUCCUUAAGAGCACACAUGAGAGCUCAUACUGGAGAACGUUCUCAUGUCUGUCCAGAGUGUAGUAAAGGCUUUAAAUGCCUCCCUAAUUUGAAAAUUCAUAUGAGAACACAUACUGGAGAGAAACCUUAUGUUUGUGAUGUAUGUGAAAAAAGUUUUACAAGAAUGAAUCAAUUAAAAGUCCACAUGGCAACACAUUCAACAGAGAAACCUUAUGUUUGUGAUAUGUGUAAAAAAUCUUUUGCACAUCUGAGUUAUUUAAAAAAACAUAUUACAAGACACUGCCCAAAAACUUUGUUUGUGAAGUGUGUAAAAAAGUCCGAGACUUUCAUUGUUUAAAAAUACAGAUGAUAACACAACAGUGGCGUAGCGGGGGGGGGGGGGGGGAUAUAAUUUCACAUUACUUAAUAAAAAUAUUUCAACCAUUUCAUAUUUUUAUUACAGCUACAAUAUUAUACAUAGCAUUAAUGAUUAUAUGAUUCUUUUGAAAAUAUUUUGGAAAAUGUAUUGCUAAAGCUUUCUGUCUCUAAUAAACAAAUUUUUGUAUGUGGUGAUUUUAAUAUCAAUCUUUUAGAAAACACAAAUACCACUAUUAGAUUCAGAACAUUGUUAAAGUCAUAUAACCUCCCAAACCCAAAGGAUGGUCGAUAGUCCUGCUCUCGCGGAUCGCUUGGAACCUCUGCGUCUACGGAGGGACUUCGGUUCUCUGUGUUUUAUACCGCAUGGUCCAUAGGGAAUGCUCUGAGGAAUUAUUCGAGAUGAUCCCCUCAUCUUUUUAUCAUCGCACCUUCCGCCAUCGGAGCAGGGUUCACCAUAUUAUCUGGAACCGCUGCGUUCAUCAACAGUGCGUUUCCAAAGAUCUUUUUUGCCACGUACCAUCCGGCUUUGGAAUGAACUCCCCUCCACGGUGUUUUCCGAGCGCUAUGACAUGUCCUUCUUCAAACGAGGCUUGCGGAGAGUACUUUAUGGUAGGCAGCGGCUUGGCUCUGCCCCUGGCAUUGCUGACGUCCAUAAGCGACGGUGACCACUUACCAUCAGGUGGGCCGUAUGCUCGUCUGCAUACAAAGGCAACAAAAAAAAAUAAAAAAAUUAUUGCAUAACCAUGUCAACAAAUUUAAUGAAAUUUUUAAAUUUAAGAAAAUUAAUUCAAGCAAUAUAAUAAAAAGUUUUAAUAGCCUUAAUGUAAAAAAUACAGCUGACUUGUGGGGAAUAUCAGUAAAGGUUUUGAAGUCUGUAAUAGACAUUAUUGCUUCUCAUCUUGUUAGUAUUUUUAAUGAUUGUAUUAAGUGUGGUGUAUUUCCUGACUUAAUGAAACAUAGUAAAGUGAUUCCUCUUUUUAAAUCUGGUAGUACUGAUGACCCCUCUAACUAUAGACCUAUUUCAGUACUCCCUACGUUGAGUAAAAACUUUGAAAAAAUUAAUUUGACACAACUUUUAGAACAUUUUAAUUCAAAUAACCUGCGUCAUAAUAAACAAUUCGGGUUUACAAGGGGUCGCUCUACAACUGAUGCAGGUGCUUAUCUAAUCAAAAAUAUAUUUCAAUCUUGGGAGGAAUCGCAUGAUUGUCUUGGAAUUUUCUGUGACUGAUCCAAAGCAUUUGACUGUGUUGAACACGAAACAUUGGUGAGGAAAAUACAUCACUAUGGUAUUAGGGAUAGUGCAUUGGAACUUAUUACUUCCUAUUUAUCAGGAAGGAUACAAACUGUAGAUGUGAAAGGUAAUAGAUCUUCAGGCACCACAUUGAAAAUGGGUGUACCUCAGGGUUCCAUUUUGGGUCCUUUUUUAUUUCUAAUAUAAUAUAUAAACGAUUUGCCUAGUUUUAUCGAGUCCCGACACGAGGUCGUAUUAUUCGCAGAUGAUACAUCUUUAUUAUUUAAAAUUAAACGACAAUUAUAAGUCUAUGACGAAGUGAAUGAUGCGAUUUCGUGUGUGGUUCAUUGGUUCCGUAUCAAUAACCUAUUAUUGAAUAGUAAGAAAACUAAAUGUAUUAGAUUUACUUUAAAAUGUAUUAAAUCAUCUUUAAAUGUGAGACAAGUCGAUAGUAAUGUAAUUGUUUCUGAGGAAUCAUUGGAGCUUGUUUAGUCAACCGUAUUUCUUGGUAUAACAGUGGACUCCAAACAGCAGUGGGGACCUCAUAUUCAUAAAUUGGCGAGUAAGCUCAGCUCUGCAGCAUACGCAGUAAAAAAAAUUAGAAUGUUAACAAAUGCGGACACGGCUCGUUUAGUUUACUUUAGUUACUUCUACAGUGUCAUGUCCUAUGGCAUUUUGCUAUGGGGCAAUGCGGCCGAUGUAGAAAUGAUAUUUAUUCUGCAGAAAAGAGCUAUACGUGCUAUUUAUAACAUGCACUCAAGGGAAUCCCUGAGGGAAAAAUUUAAAGAAAUUAAAGUUCUCACUAUGCCAUCCCAGUAUAUCUUUGAAAAUUUGAUGUAUGUUCGUAAACAUAUUGAGGAGUUUCCUAAAAUGUCGGACAUACUUACUAAAUAAUAGAAAUACUAGAAACAAACACAAGCUUAUUGUGCCCAUGAGUAGGUUACAUAAGAUACGAAAUUCAUUCGGGUGUUUGUCUGUGCGCCUGUACAACAAAAUCCCACAAGAUGUUCAGAACCUACAUAUACAUAGGCUUAAGAAAACUAUUAAAGAACAUCUGUGCAAUAAAGCUUACUAUAAAGUCAAUGAUUAUCUAGAAGAUUGCACAAACUGAACUGGGAAUGAGUUGCUCGCUCCGGGCAUUUCAAUAUUGUAAUAAUUGUUAUGUUAUAAAUACUUAUUGUAAAAAUGAAUGUUUAAAAAAACCUAAUAUUAAAAAAAAAAACUAAUAUUUAAAAAAAAAAAAGACAUGCCCGCUGAGUUUCUUGCCAAUUCUUCUCAGGACGGAGGCUAGUUCUUGUGAAUUGGCGGUAGUUAUUUUGACGUUCAACAAGUAUGUACUUUCAUUUAUGUUGAAUAAAACUUUUUUGAUUUGAUUUGAUUUGAUUGGACCGAUUGAACUGGCAACACCGUCAAUACUGACUCGCGGGAAUUCCCCGUAAUUUAUAAUAAUAAGUGUCGUGUCUGGCACCGGCCUUAUUUAAUAAUCAUUGUUCAUAAAGUGGCAACAUUUUUGUUUUUAUUAAAUUAGGAUAAUUUUUUAUUUUUUACAUUACAACACUGUUCAUUACCA